Rotaria sp. Silwood2 is the source of this 786-nucleotide messenger RNA. The record is from the annotation of a GenBank genome assembly. NCBI's taxonomy places the organism in Eukaryota, Metazoa, Rotifera, Eurotatoria, Philodinida, Philodinidae.
AUGUCUAUGGAACUUUCCGAAUUAAUUUUUAGAAUUAUUCAUGAUCAAAUAGAACGCGACAAAUACGAACGUAUAACUGCACCGAUAUUUUAUGUUCUAAAUCCAAUCGAAUAUGAUAAUACAAACGCCAGAGAAAAUAGUCAUAGAAAAAUCGAUAGUAAUUUUCUAUGGUCGAAAUUAUUCAUUGAUGCUCUACUACAAUUGAGAAACGAAGAUGUUGCGACAUCCAUCGAUGAAUGUAUUGAUUUAUGCUCUCAACAAUAUCUUGGAAGCGAUUAUCAUCUUGCUAAACUUAAUGAUUUUAAAAAACUUAUAAACCAUCAGAUGCAAUACAUUGUGAUUGCAUAUCGAUUUCUUAUACGUGAUAUUAACGCACAAUUAAAUCAUGAACAAUUAAACUAUUGUAUCAAAUUAGAAGAACGAGACUUUGCUCAAACAUUAGACAAGGUUAUGCAUUCAUAUCGAGGACAAGCAAUGUCUAUUGACGAACUUGAAAAAUUUCAACAAUGUGUAAAUCAAUAUAUAAGUAUAUCUACAUUCUUUUCUACAAGUAGAAACAAACAUAUUGCACUUGGAUUUGCUCGUUCUAAUGAAGUUGCUGAUCCAAAUAGAACUUUAGUUUUAUUCGAUAUAGACUCAGAUAUCUAUUCAAUUUCACUGUCCAGACCAUUUGCUAUCAUUGAUCAACUAAGUUAUUAUGACGAUGAAGAAGAAGUCUUGCUCAUGAUUGGUACUACGUUCAAAAUCCUAGGAGUAAAAUAUGAUGAUCAAAUGGAUCAUAUUUGA